UGCGAGGAGUCUCGACGAUCACCGCGUCGCCGCGGUGUCCACGAGAACGAGUCCACCAGAUCUGUCCCUCCUUCCGAUGUCUGCGAAUCCCUCCUCCGCUUCUGGGUCUGCCUUGUCCGCAAAUAGAUCCAUUCGUCAACCCCGGUUGGCGUAAACCCAAAUUGUAGGGAGCCAUCCAAAGAAUGCGACAACUUGACCGAGUGGAAGCUGCGUGAUCUAUACUAGGAACUCGCAGUUGGGCUUUGAUCAUACGCCAGGAAAGUUCCAAUCCUGAUCCUGCGUGGAAGGACGGUUGCAGCUAGAAGACUCCAUCAGCGGCAGGUCUUCGUGCUUCCGCUGGCCUAGUUUCGGAAGCGCACCUUCAUUUGAUUCUUGUUGGGUAUCUGAACUCCAGAAGGUGGAUUCGCAGGUGCGGCCUGGACGGGUUUUUGGAAGGCAAAGAUUUGACUACGGAGAAAUCAAGCGAGUAGCUCGUUAUUGAAGACGGUUGGAUGUGGAUCCUUGAUAGCUGCGGUUCAAAAUUUCUAACUGACCGAAUCUUGCGCACAUUCUCUGCGUCUUCGUAGUACCGUAUUGAAAAUUAGUAACUUGUCCGCUAUUGGUGCGAAUUUAGCUUCAUCGGCAAGUAUCCAAAAGGUGCAGGUAAGGAUGCCGGCGGGCAAGCUGGAUGUAUAUGUAAAUAGUGCAAACGGUCUUAAGGACACGGAGAUCAUUGGUAAAGCGGACCCCUAUGUAAUACUGAAAGCAGAGAAAGCAACCGGGAAAACCUCUACUUGCAAAGAUCAAGGCAGCUCACCAGUGUGGGGCGAGAUAAUCAGGCUGCGCAUCCCAAAUGGCUGCAAACAAUUGGUUCUUACGAUUUACAAUGAAAAUAGGCUUUACAAAGAUGAUAUAAUGGGGAUAGUCACAAUCAAGUUAGCAGAAGUAUUUGACCCGGAUAACAAGCUCCCUGAUGGGUCCUUCUUGAGCCCCUCGGCAGAAUAUCCAGUGGCUCGUCCUGACGGGAAAAUCCAAGGGAAAAUUUCUGUCGCCUUAAUCUUUGAAGAAGAUGGAACCGACCUCGGCCUUGAGGUUGUUCAGAGCUUUAAAGAUUCUUUGAAAAUAUUCCAAUGAGCUUAUUGACGGGCGUGGUCGAGAGCAUUAUUUGCUUUUGUUCAAAGAAACAGAUGCUUGAACCGACACCUUUGUACUUUCAUCGCUAUUGUAGCAUUAAGAAAUUGCUGGUGAUUCUUUUGGUAGGAUUUGAUUAGCAUAACAUACCCACGUGAGUCAGCCUUGUUAGCUCAAGGUGCAAGGAUGUGAAGAUUUCAACGUCUUUGAUCGCAUCGUUUAUCACCUUUGGUCGUCUUCUGUUGGUUCUAGAUUGAUCGACAUCCAUGCUGCACGGCAGAUGCCAAAGCAUCCCCACUACUAAAAAUCUGUACAUUUGAAUAUUAAAAUUCAUUCCUUCACCUGGUCGGAACCAUAUUCAUUUUCAA
Molecule: messenger RNA, 1478 nt
Organism: Physcomitrium patens
Lineage: Eukaryota; Viridiplantae; Streptophyta; Bryopsida; Funariales; Funariaceae
Product: elicitor-responsive protein 3
Source: RefSeq, a predicted model, not a curated record